Camelina sativa (false flax) is the source of this 358-nucleotide messenger RNA. The record is from RefSeq and is a predicted model, not a curated record. Lineage: Eukaryota; Viridiplantae; Streptophyta; Magnoliopsida; Brassicales; Brassicaceae.
AGCUUGGGCUUUUCUUGGGUGUACCAACCACUAGCUCAUUGCUCUACCAAGAGGAGUUUGAUAAGAUGAAAGCAAAGGACCCCGAGAACUUCAGGGUGGAUUAUGCAAUAAGCAGAGAACAGGCGAACGACAAAGGAGAGAAAAUGUAUAUCCAGACUCGGAUGGCGCAGUACGCAGCUGAAUUAUGGGAGUUGUUGAAGAAAGACAACACUUUUGUCUACAUGUGUGGACUUAAGGGAAUGGAGAAAGGAAUUGAUGACAUUAUGGUCUCAUUGGCUGCAAAUGACGGUAUUGACUGGUUUGAUUACAAGAAGCAGUUGAAGAAGGCAGAGCAAUGGAACGUUGAAGUCUACUGAUC